Messenger RNA from Arachis ipaensis, 3060 nucleotides. RefSeq names its product ATP-dependent zinc metalloprotease FTSH 9, chloroplastic. Gene Ontology annotation, biological process: proteolysis. The record is from RefSeq and is a predicted model, not a curated record. Lineage: Eukaryota; Viridiplantae; Streptophyta; Magnoliopsida; Fabales; Fabaceae. Gene Ontology annotation, molecular function: ATP hydrolysis activity; ATP-dependent peptidase activity; metalloendopeptidase activity. Gene Ontology annotation, cellular component: chloroplast thylakoid membrane.
UGAUUUCCAACUCUCUCUCUCUCUCUCUCCCCCUCUGUAUUGCAAUGUCUGCGUUGGAAUACUUAUCUCCAUUAACACACACCCAACUUUACUUGAAUUCUGACUCCAAUUUCCACCGCUGGCGGAGGCACACGGCGACAUCGUUUCGGCACGCGGUGACGUCGACACGUUUCGCUCCCAAUUCGGGACAGCCUAGGGUUCCGACUAGGCACGCUAAUUUCUCGACCGAUUCGUUGAGGUUCCAUGUUUGGGGAGAUUUCAAGAGGGGAUACGAUAGGAUUAGGGCUAGCAGUGGCCAAGAGAGCGAUUCCGCCGCGAGUUCCGGCGAGGAGAAGAGUGGCGACGGCGACAAGGGAUCGAAGACGGCGACGGGGUCCGGCUCGAACAGGAGGAAGGAAAAGCAGCAGGGGAAGGGAGGGUGGUGGUGGUGGUGGUUGGGGUCUAAAGGCGCCAGCGGUGGCAGCGGAGGGAAGUGGCGGUGGCAACCGAUAGUUCAGGCUCAGGAGAUUGGGGUUCUGCUUCUUCAGUUGGGGAUUGUGGUGUUUGUUAUGAGGUUGCUUAGGCCAGGGAUUCCAUUACCUGGGUCCGAACCUAGGGCUGCAACCUCGUUCGUGAGUGUUCCGUAUAGUGAGUUCUUGAGCAAAAUCAACAGUGACCAGGUUCAGAAGGUGGAGGUUGAUGGGGUGCACAUCAUGUUCAAAUUGAAGCCUGAGGUUGGAACUACUGGGAGUGAUGGUAGUAGUGAAGUUGCUUCUUCUGGUGCCAACUAAGAGAAUUGUUUACACCACCACUAGGCCUAGUGAUAUUAGGACUCCUUAUGAGAAGAUGCUGGAGAAUCAGGUGGAGUUUGGGUCGCCGGAUAAGCGGUCCGGAGGGUUCUUUAACUCGGCAUUGAUAGCAAUGUUCUAUGUUGCUGUGCUAGCAGGGCUUCUCCACCGAUUCCCUGUAAGCUUUUCUCAGCACACAGCUGGACAGAUUAGAAACCGCAAAUCCGGAACUUCUACUGGUACAAAGUCAUCUGAACAAGGUGAAUCUAUCACUUUUGCUGAUGUCGCCGGUGUUGAUGAGGCUAAGGAGGAGUUAGAAGAGAUUGUGGAAUUUCUUCGAAAUCCCGAUAGAUAUAUACGGCUUGGAGCUCGUCCCCCGCGGGGUGUACUCUUGGUGGGUCUUCCUGGGACAGGUAAGACUCUACUAGCAAAAGCAGUGGCUGGGGAGGCUGAUGUGCCAUUUAUAAGUUGUUCUGCUAGUGAGUUUGUAGAGUUGUAUGUUGGCAUGGGUGCCUCCCGUGUGAGAGAUCUCUUUGCAAGGGCAAAGAAGGAAGCUCCAUCCAUAAUAUUUAUUGAUGAGAUAGAUGCUGUGGCCAAAAGUCGGGAUGGUAAAUUUCGCAUUGUCAGCAAUGAUGAACGAGAACAAACAUUGAAUCAGUUGCUCACUGAAAUGGACGGGUUUGACAGCAACUCUGCAGUGAUUGUUCUUGGAGCUACCAAUCGCUCAGAUGUCUUAGACCCUGCACUCCGGCGACCAGGAAGAUUUGACCGUGUAGUUAUGGUGGAAACACCGGACAGGAUCGGUAGGGAAGCUAUUCUAAAAGUACAUGCUUCCAAGAAAGAACUUCCUUUGGCCAAGGAUGUUGACCUUGGCGACAUUGCUUCUAUGACCACUGGUUUCACGGGAGCGGACCUUGCAAACCUAGUAAACGAGGCUGCUUUACUGGCGGGAAGGCAGAAUAAAGUUGUUGUGGAGAAGAUUGAUUUCAUCCAUGCUGUGGAAAGAUCAAUAGCUGGCAUAGAGAAGAAGACUGCUAAGUUACAAGGAAGUGAGAAGGCUGUAGUUGCACGACAUGAAGCUGGUCAUGCUGUAGUAGGCACUGCAGUUGCAAAUCUUCUUCCUGGUCAGCCACGUGUUGAGAAACUGAGUAUAUUGCCAAGGUCCGGAGGGGCUUUAGGCUUUACUUAUACUCCCCCAACAAAUGAGGACAGAUACUUGCUUUUCAUUGAUGAGUUGCGUGGUCGCUUGGUGACUCUUCUUGGAGGGCGUGCAGCAGAAGAAGUGGUUUAUUCUGGUCGGGUAUCAACAGGCGCACUUGAUGACAUACGACGAGCGACUGACAUGGCAUACAAAGCUAUAGCUGAAUAUGGCCUAAGUCAGAGUAUAGGCCCCGUGUCAAUUGCCACCCUUUCUAAUGGCGGACUGGAUGAGUCUGGUGCAGUUCCUUGGGGAAGGGAUCAGGGACAUCUUGUUGACCUUGUCCAAAGAGAGGUGAAAGCAUUAUUGCAGUCUGCGCUGGAUGUAUCACUUUCCAUUGUGCGAGCUAAUCCUACUGUCUUGGAGGGUCUUGGUGCUCAUUUGGAAGAAAAAGAGAAAGUAGAGGGUGAAGAGCUACAAAAGUGGUUAAGACUGGUAGUUGCACCAACGGAGCUUUCAGUCUUUAUCAGUGGCAAGCAAGAAUCUAUUCUCCCGUUACAGUCAUUGCAGACAGGUUCCUGAACAAUUAAGAGCUGUCUCUAUUAUGCUGCCAGUGUGAAGUGGAACUUGAGGUAUGAUUUUUGAUGGUCAUUCGGCUGAAACCAGUGAAGUUAUAUCUCUGUAGCAUGAGCUCACCCUUACAACAUUUGUAUAUUCCUGUAAGGUGAAUUUUGGCUUCAUUUUUAACCCCAUAGCCAGCUUGUUAUUUAACUUCACUCAACCAAAGCCACAGGGAAAAAGAAACAUGAAUCAAAUACAUACAUUAGUGCCUUUCUUAUAUAGGGCUUCCUAAAUCAUAACUGCUCCCGCUUUCACUUCAUGCAUCCUGCUAUUUGAAUUUCUUGUAUAUUGACUAUUAUUUCAGUCAUGAUGUGACUGUCUACAAAUGUAAUUUUAUAUAUAGCUGUAUACAUUAUAAUUAUAAUUAUGUGAAAUACAUAGGAUCCCCCCACCCUCCACAAAACCAUGAAAACAAUCCUUUAUACCACAUGGAAUGUACCAUGUGGGGAAUAAAGAUGUAUUUAUUUAGAUGGAUAUUUUUUUCCUAUUGAAAUGUUGAAAAAUGUGGGAGGUGGAUCGUUUUGCGGCCUUUUA